This is a messenger RNA of Dermochelys coriacea (leatherback sea turtle), 3846 nucleotides long. RefSeq names its product biliverdin reductase A (gene BLVRA). The transcript has 10 exons. Gene Ontology annotation, biological process: heme catabolic process. The record is from RefSeq and is a predicted model, not a curated record. Gene Ontology annotation, molecular function: nucleotide binding; zinc ion binding; biliverdin reductase [NAD(P)H] activity. Gene Ontology annotation, cellular component: cytoplasm. Lineage: Eukaryota; Metazoa; Chordata; Testudines; Dermochelyidae. The coding region runs from base 677 to 1567 and encodes 296 amino acids.
CUUUAUCAGACGCCUGGGAAAGGGGGCGGCGCCUCGCUGGCAGCAGGAGUUGUGUAAGGGGAGAGUGAGAGCAGCCCAUUGAUACGCGGGAGCUGGAGCGUUGCUUGUGUAAGCAGGAUCUGCUGGGCACUCCGGAGGGAUUAACACCACUUUUGGAAAUCGUCUCAUCACAUAAUCUGAAGAGUAAACAUCUACCGCAGGUUCCAGAAACCAAUAUAGAGUUGCUGGUGUCAUAGCCACUGAAGACCGACCAGCUGAUUUAAGGUUCAAAUCAAGAGCUUUGACUGAUGAUGAAGGAUUACUGUGGUAUUGCUGCUUCUACCAUACUGGGGAAAAAAACAGAAUAAACCACACGGAGAUACUUCUAAUAGCAUCAAAAAUUUAUUUCCCCAUCCUUCUCCUCUGCUAAGUGACCUGGUGAAAGACAAAGGCUAUUAAGAAGGCUCUCUGUUCACAUCCUGAUUUUCAAAGCUAAACAACAGGGCAGGAUCUGGCUACAUCAAUGACCGCAUCUUUAUCCAUGACACACUGAGACAGUUGAGUUCUUCUGGGACAACUCAGAUAACAAACAAGAGAACAAGGUGUUUGAGAUCCAGAAAGAAGACACUCUUCCUUGAGGGGGCUCAGCAGUGGAAUAAGCUACCAGAAUCCAUCAGUUCCCAAACAGGCUAACAAAAUGUUUGGCACUGUGGUGGUGGGGAUCGGAAUUGCUGGAUCUGUGCGGAUAAGAGACAUGCUGAAUCCGAUGCCUUCCAGCCCUUCCGAGCAUCUGAAGCUGGUUGGCUUUGUAUCCAGAAGAACCCUGGGUAGCAUUAACGAGGUCAAGCAGAUUGGCCUGCAAGAUGCUCUGGGAAACAAAGAGAUCCAGGUGGCCAUCAUCAGCACUGACAACAAAAGCCAUGAGGAGAAUGUCAGGAUGUUCUUGGAGGCUGGGAAACAUGUCCUUGUCGAGUACCCCAUGGCGCUGUCCGCUAACACAGCACGUGAGCUCUGGGAGAUGGCUGAGCAGAAAGGUAAAAUCCUCCAUGUGGAGCACAUUGAACUUUUGACAGAAGAGUACAAGCAGCUGAAAAAGGAAGUGGCUGGGAAGGAGCUUGUGAAAGGAACUUUACAUUUCACAGGUGGUGCCUUGGAUGAAGAGCGAUCAGGCUUCCCAGCUUUCAGUGGAAUUGCCCGCCUGACUUGGCUCAUUGACCUCUUUGGAGACCUCACUGUCACCUCAGCCACUAGAGAGGAACAGAAAGAAGAGAGUUAUUCCAGAAUGACAGCAAAUUUUCAGACUGCAGACAAGAAACCUCUGACAUGGAUUGAAGAAAGGGGACCAGGGCUGAGACGUGAUAAGAAAAUCAGCUUCUGUUUCAAAAGUGGUUGCCUGGAGAACCUCCCUGAGGCCCCGAGGUCUGCUGUGGGCCUCUUCAUGCAAGAUCAGAACCUCUUUGCCAAAAAACUGUUCAGCCAGGUCUCCAGAGAAGAGCUGGCCGCUGAGAAGUGGCGCAUCCUGCGGUGCCUGGAUCUUGCAGAGGAGAUUCAGCAGCACUGUGAACAGCCAGCAGAUAUCCAUUUCUAAGGCCCCUCUUUAUGAAAAAGGGACUAUGGUAGUCAGAGGCUAAGUAGAGCUGCAGCUUAGUGUUACCAUAAAACGGCUUGUUGGCAGUUAACUUCUAUUUGGUUGGUUCUUACCAUUAAUAUCCAUGGGGCUUCACUCAGAAGCUUGGGCCCCACAAGCGUUUUAGGCUGUGUGAGAUAUUUAACAUGGCAGAACUGGAUGAUGCAUUGGGCUGUCGCCAGUGCAUGGCAUCUUUCCAGUCAAAUUUAAAGCUACCAGGAAAAGAGCAUUCAGACAUGUUGCUCCCACAGAAGUCAAUGGGAGAUUUUGUCAUUGACUUCAAGGGGAGCAGGCCCAAUGAGACUGCAGAAGUUACGAUUCAUUAAAUAUAAUUUUAGUUCCUUCUUCUUUUUAAUAUAUAUGAGAGCAAGGGAUUUAUAGCACUGACUAGAAUGAGGCAUAGAGCUGCUCUACAAGCCUCUCUGCCUCCGAAGGCCUUAUAGCACCGCAUGCCUGACCUGCAAAACUUCUCAUAUUCCAGUCCUGUCCCUUCCCUGAGAAGUUGCCCGGAAUGAUAUUUUGCAUAUUGGCUGUGGGCCAGAUUCUGAUAUUUUACACCAGGGUAAACCAAAUCCAUUACUUGCAACGGCAUUUACACUGGUUUAAACACAGAAUAAAUUAGAUUGGAAUCUGUCCUCUCACUGGACGUUAUGCCGAGAUCACUAAACUGAUUUCUCCGCUGCCUUAUGCCGGGUUGGAACUCAGAGGCGAAAAGUUAGUAUAAUACAUUAACCCACUUCAUCACCUGCCCCUUGCCCAGAUCCCUUUCCCAUAAUCAGUCCUUGGCUCCUCUGUUUUUGAGCACAGUGGCACUGAAUGCGUUCUGUUCCCACACUGAGGCAUGCCCAUAACCACUAUUAAUGUUCAUGAGAAUUCUGCAUGUGACUCAAUGUGAGAAUGGAUCACUCUGAAUAAAUGAAAUGUAUUAAUUUAAUUAAUAGAAACUAUAAAUAAUACAUUUAUAGAAACAGGGACAAUAUAGUAAUGCCAAUUAUAGCAUGGUUUUAGGAAAUAGAGCAUUUUUGCAAAUGACAACCGUGCAACUGUGCCGUUAUUUUAUUUGUUGUUUUUCAGUAGUGCCCAGAGACUCCAUAGUGCUAGUUGCUGUACAAAUACAUGGAAAGAUUUGGUCCCUGCCCUAAAGAACUUGCAGUCGUGAAAAGUGCCAAGUCAUCAGCAUGCAUAGAGAAAAAACUGAAGCAAUACCUUUGUCUCCCUGUAUUAUAUUCUAAUUACAAUGCACAUCUGUUAUAAUAGCAAUACAACCCUCUUGAGAAUGUAUUGUUGUCUCCCAAAUAAUACUUCAUGGGAAGCCAGCAGCCCUUAUCCACAUUGACACUGGAGGAGUAAACUCCAAAACUAGGCACAUAUAUUAUAAAUUAUAUACAAUAUAAUAAAUAUAAAAUAAUGGUCAAAUAAAACUUUAACGAAACUCCUCUACACAGAAGGUUCAAUUAGAGAUUGGGGAUGGGCAGGAUGAGGUAUGUUGGUUAGUUGGUUGGGUUUUUUAAAUCCAAAUCAGGUCAGCCAGACCUAAUUAGUAGUAUCUUUAUUUUGAGGUGCUUCUAAGUUGUGCUUGCAAAAUAUGGGCCUGAUCCAGUGCCCAUAAAAAUCACUGGAAAGUCUCCCUUUGACUUCAUUGGACUUUGGAUCAGGCCUUAAAUAUACAUGUGCACAAACAGGAAACCUGUGCCUGCAGAAUAUGCAUUGUGUUGCCAAAUGGGUACUUGAGUACCAAACAUGUAUUUUGCACAUUGACGUACUUUGCAGGAGCAAAUACAAUGCCGUCUUUGGGAGGAGGGAAAUUAUAUGCUCCCUAGUUUUAUGACACAAAAUGUGGAGUCCAUCCUGAUUAAAAAUAGAAUUAAAAUCUUCUGCUAUGGAUAUUCAGCAGUGCACAAACUAUUUCUGGUUUUGUGACAGGAAAAAAACACUGUAGAUGCUAGAGUUGAUGACUCAGUCCCUCCUUUCCUAAUCAGGUCACACGAAGUGAGUUUGAAGCAUUUUGCAUAUAAUCCUGACGCUUUUAAAAAAAUACAUGCUGCAGGGGAGUGUCUUAGACAAUCUGGAAAAAAACCUCAACAGGGAGGCAAAACACAUAGAAGAGAUCAAACAAACUGUACUUAGCACUGAAGUUGAGUUUUUGUUUAAAAAAAUAACCACCCCACGCCAUGCUAAUACUUUGUAAUCUUUGAGUGAGUGAAAGCUUUAAGGUGGGAUUUUCAGUGUUGUCCUAUCUG